AUGAAAUGUAAGAAUCAUGAAAACUUAAAAUUGGAUGUUUCAAAUCAAAUUCGCGCAUUCAAGAAUAGGUUUGAAACCCUGAAAAGUAAGUUAUUCUUUAUUUACUUCCAAAAACAAUUUUCGAAAUUUUCUUCCAGAUGAAAAUGAUUCUGCUGGAAUGUUUGAAAUAGUUCAAGAAAUAUCGAAAAUGCUGAAAUAUUCUGGAGAGCUUAAAAACCUAUGGAUAUUAGAUUCGUUGAGAAAAUCUAAAUCAUUUUUGUUGAAAUUUUUGAUUUCUAUGAAUUUCCGAUCAGUUAGCGACACAAAAUUCCCAAUUUAUGAUAUAUUUAUGGAAUAUUUCCCGGAAACUGUACGAGUAUUAGGUAAAUAUUUGAAAUAUAUUUAGGUAAAUUAAACAAAAUUUCAGAAAAUCGAUCAUAUGUUAUUGCAUUCGGAAAAAAUCGUUCCUUCAAUCUUGGAAUUCUUUCGGACGGAUGUCCUAUAGAAGAACCACGGAUUGUUCAAAUUCCAACAUGUAAAAAGAUUGUUAUGUCGAAUUUCCACACAAUAUUUCUGACUUUGGAUCAGCGAGUUUAUGGUUGUGGAAAAUCACAGAAUUUUAUUGUCAACAACCAAGAUCUUUCAUAUACUCCUCAACCUAAAUUGAUUGAAAUUGGGGAAGAAUCCGAGUUUCUUGAUGUCGCGGUCACUGAUAAAUUUACUGUUUUAGUAUCAGAAAGAUUUGUGAGUUUAUUUUUUAAAUUUAUAUUUAUUUAUCAAGAAAAAAACAAAAAUUCAGGUGUAUUUCAUUGGACAAUGCUCUUAUGCUUUUUCUUCAAGGGGAGCUACAUUAAUUGAUCAGAACUGUGUUCAAAUACCAUAUUCUAUGAAUACGAAACUGAAGAAUGUUUAUGCUUAUGAAAAAUCAACUGUUUUGGAAUUUGAAAAGGAAGACGUUAAUUAUGAAUCAACUGUGGUUUUUGGCCAGAUUACUAGUUCUGAGAAAUGUGAGAAAGUUUAAUGUUUUAACUUAAAAUAAUAAUUUUUUCAGUUGGCAGACAACAAUGUAGUGUUCGAUUGAGAGAAUCAAUUGAACUUUCGCUUUUCAUGGAAUAUGGAUCUAUUCAAUAUCAACCAGUGAAGACUGCACAUUUAGCAUUGAGGUUAGAAUUUAUGAUUAACUUGAAAUCGAAAAGCGAUAUGAAUCCAAAACAGUUUUUCGUGAAGCCAGGAACAAACGAGAUAAUUGUACAAUUUGAAAAUGGUAUAAUUGCGAAAGGUCAUCUCGAAUUUUUGAAAUUGGAUGAUGAAUAUCUGAUUUCACGAAGAGAAAGGGGAAUUCUGGAUGUUAUGAUGAGAUAUCAGCUUUUUGCGAUUUUAUCGGAGAUUCCUGGAACUUUUGGCAGCAAUGUUUUUUGCGCAUCACCUGAUUUGAAUAAUAUUUUGAUUCAAGUUGGAAAACAUGAUGAAAAUGGUUUGUUUUAUUUUGAAAAAAAUGAAAAAUAUUUUUGUUUAGAGAAAGAAGAGAAAUCACUAGCAGAGCAGCUAAAAAAUGAAAAUGAAUUGUUCUCAAAAAAUAGAAGAGCGAGAUUGAUCGAAAAACAAUUCAAAAAUAUGAUUUGGGAAAGAGAAAAGAUAUUGAAAAUGCGGGAUAUUCGUCGGAAAUUUGAUGCUCUUGAGGAAGAAUUGUGUAGGAGAAUAAUGGAAUUUGAUAAUUUAACUAUGGAAGAUAUCCAAUAUUUUUUAGAAUAUUUACGCAAUAUAGCAGAUUCUAAAUUCAUCAGAGAAUAUGACAUUCCGAUUGAAGAAUUGAUUGAAAUGAUUGAAGUGUUCGAACCGCGAUGGGGUAAGAACUUAUGCCAAAGUAUUCUAAGAUUUAUUAAAAUUUUUGCAGUAUUUUUUGACAAUAUGAGCGAUUAUCGGCGAAAUUGCCUUAUUGAGGAUAUAAAUAAGGCAAGGAGAAAUGAUAAUUUGAAUGAUAUCGAAUUGCGUACAGACAGGUAUUUUUCAAAAAAUUGUUUACGUGGGAAAUGUGUGUGUGUUUUUUUUGCUGCCCGACUCUCUGUAGAGCACAAAAAUAAGCCGAAAAAAAAUGUUGUGGCUCAGAAAAUAGGCUCAUGGAUUUGAAGAGCACAAUUGAAUUUUUCGGUAAAUUUUGUCGAUGUUUAGGAGAGUCGAUUGGCCAAAGGCAAAAGUUUUGACAAAAUUUUCCACGAAAAAAAAUUCAUUUGUGCUCUUCAAAUCCGCGAGCCUAUUUUCUGAGCCACAAAAUUUUUUUCUCGAAAAAAUAUGGAGUAUUUUGAAGCUGAAUCACGAAUUAUAAAUCUACAUAUUUUACAGAAAUCUGUGCCAUAUGAAUAAUGCUGUUAUAUUUUCAAAUUCGUGCAGAGUUAAUCUAGCAAUUAGGAGAUUUGAUGAUACCAAAGCAGUUGUGCAAUUAUUCGCGAUAUUUCUUGAACUUAUUCGAAAAUUGAUGAAUGGAGAAAAAGAAAUUGAUUCUGAAUUCGAAAUAAAGUUUCCAAGAAGAAAAUACAAGUCUGAAAAUGUAAGAGUUCCUCUGGUUUUUAGAAGAAGAAAAAAAACAAUUUUUUUGAACAGAUUAUCGAAAUUUUCCAAAAACGGAUUGAAGAAGGGGAUUUGGAUGAAUUUGACAUUCCUUUGGAUAUUUCGAUUAUAAGUCGUGAACAUAAUUUGAAAGAAUCUGCCAAUUCAAUUAUUCUAUCGAUGAUUUAUCCGGAAGCUAUGGAAUUUGUGGUUGAUGACAAAAUUGAGAUAGAUGGAAACUCUGACCUAUAUCAUUAUUUAUUCAAUCGUUCUCGAUCUGGAUUAGAAAUCGAACAUCGAGCUGCAAAUUCUUCAGAGGAAGAUGUUGUGAUAUUUUUGACGAGCGAUGGAAAAUCAGUUCAAAUUCAUCGGUAAGAAAUUAUCAGGUAAUUUGUUCUACAUAUUUUGAAGUUCAGAUAUCUUGUAUUGAUUCAUUCGAGACAUAUCAGUGCAAUGCUUCGAUUUACAUAUACACAAUAUGGAAUUGAAUCCUCUUCUUGCUCAAGUUCAUCUCAGAAAAUCGAAGUGAAAACUUCAAGCACUUCGAAAACUGUUAGAAAUUCGAUGGCAGCUCUCAAAGAUAUUCGAACACUUUUUAAUCGAAAUAUGAAUGAGGUAUGAGAAAUUUUGAAUAUAUCUAGAAAGAAAGAAGUUUGCAUUUCAGCUCAUCGAAAUCGUGUUCUUUUUCAAUUAUUUUAUGAUGUUCGAAGCGGUUCAAGACACAUUAGAUGUUAUAUUUUUGACAGCGAAUCCACAAAACUCUUCAUAUCUUCUACAAUUGUAUGAAAAUUUACCAGAAGAUACGAUGGAAAGAUUCUUGAAAUAUCCUUAUUUUCUAUUUCAAACCAAAUCUGAAUUGACAAAUGAACUUGUAUUGGAAUUUUCGAAAAGAGCGAAGAAACAUCCAAAAAUUGUGCCGGGGUCCAUAUUGUACCAUUUGGAUGAGAAUGCGUUUAUUGAGCGAUUUAUUGGGAAUGAUGGAGAUGUGGAAAAGAAUAUUGAGAGACGAAAACGGAGAUAUUCAUCGAAAAAUAAUAGUGUCUCCCGUUCUACUCAUGGAGCAACUCCCAACUCACCUAAGAGGAAACUGAAAUAG
Messenger RNA from Caenorhabditis angaria, 3619 nucleotides. The record is from the annotation of a GenBank genome assembly. NCBI's taxonomy places the organism in Eukaryota, Metazoa, Nematoda, Chromadorea, Rhabditida, Rhabditidae.